AUGUCGGCCCCAAGAUCAGGCCGCCAGUCCCCUCCUCCGUCGAGACAGAGUGGACGCCAGCAAUCUGAUAUUCCAACAUGGUCUGGCAAGGCCGAAGAGUCAAGCCAUGGAACGUCUUCGAUCGAUAAUCCAUCUGAUCCACACGGCCAUGAUGCCGGCGUGGCGGGACUGGAAAGCAACCCGGUCCAUCCACUUGCAGAGACAUCCCAGCUGAAGCACAGGAGACUCAGUGACGACUUUAAGGGGCUGGGGUUUUCGGGUUAUUAG
Microsporum canis CBS 113480 is the source of this 267-nucleotide messenger RNA. RefSeq lists its product as uncharacterized. The transcript has a single exon. Bases 1 to 267 code for a protein of 88 amino acids. The record is from RefSeq and is a predicted model, not a curated record. NCBI's taxonomy places the organism in Eukaryota, Fungi, Ascomycota, Eurotiomycetes, Onygenales, Arthrodermataceae.